AGCCAACUAUUAAUCUCGCGAGGGUUGAAAGUCGGUGGCGUAGAUAGUUGUCCUGGAUGCUGCCGAGGUAGAUGAUUUCUCCCAGAGGAAGAAAAGGAGGCGGCGAAGCUAGUUCCCGGCGUCGGUCUCUCUUUCGCUUUCCUUUCCCCUAACUCCAACCCUCCGCCCUCCCGAAAUCAACCCGCCUUCCCUGACCUCGGUGACCCAAGUGGCCCCGCCCACUCCCGUCGACGUGAUUCCCGCCGUGAGGUAAGCGCCGGUCGAAUCCCGAGCCCCGCGGAAGAGGAGGCAGACGAAAGGGGGAGGCUGCUCGGCCCGGCUCAGGCUCGUAGCGGAGCCGCAGCGCAGGGGGGCGUUCGGGUGGUCCUCUCGCUCCUCCGUCAGCUCGUGGCGACGUAACCACCCAGGCCUAGGCCUCAUCUCUGCCGAGCCGGGCCUCAGGCAGCAGCGGGUGACGCAGACGGAACAUCAUGUCGUCCGCGGCCGAGCCUCCGCCACCCCCGCCUCCCGAGAGCGCGCCUUCCAAGCCCGCAGCCUCGGCCGCCAGCAGCGUGAGCAACAGCAGCAACAAAGGGGGCCCGGAGGGCGUCGCGGCCCAGGCGGCUCCCUCUGCGGCUAGCUCCGGCCCCGCGGACUCCGAGAUGGAGGAAGUAUUUGAUGAUGCAUCUCCUGGAAAGCAAAAAGAAAUUCAAGAACCAGAUCCUACCUAUGAAGAAAAAAUGCAAACUGACCGAGCAAACAGAUUUGAAUAUUUAUUAAAGCAGACAGAGCUGUUUGCACAUUUCAUCCAGCCUGCUGCUCAGAAGACUCCAACCUCACCUUUGAAGAUGAAACCAGGGCGACCACGAAUAAAAAAGGAUGAGAAACAAAACUUGCUAUCAGUUGGCGACUACCGACAUCGUAGAACAGAGCAAGAGGAAGAUGAAGAACUAUUAACAGAAAGCUCUAAAGCAACCAAUGUUUGCACUCGAUUUGAAGAUUCUCCAUCAUAUGUAAAGUGGGGUAAACUGAGAGAUUAUCAGGUCCGAGGAUUAAAUUGGCUCAUUUCUUUGUAUGAGAAUGGCAUCAAUGGUAUCCUUGCAGAUGAAAUGGGCCUGGGAAAGACUCUUCAAACAAUUUCUCUUCUUGGGUACAUGAAACACUAUAGAAACAUUCCUGGUCCUCAUAUGGUUUUGGUUCCUAAGUCUACAUUACACAACUGGAUGAGUGAAUUCAAGAGAUGGGUACCAACACUUAGAUCUGUUUGUUUGAUAGGAGAUAAAGAACAAAGAGCUGCUUUUGUCAGAGAUGUUUUAUUACCAGGAGAAUGGGAUGUAUGUGUAACAUCUUAUGAAAUGCUUAUAAAAGAGAAGUCUGUUUUCAAAAAAUUUAAUUGGAGGUACUUAGUUAUAGAUGAAGCUCACAGGAUCAAAAAUGAAAAAUCCAAGUUGUCAGAAAUAGUGAGGGAAUUCAAGACCACAAAUCGACUAUUACUGACUGGAACACCUCUUCAAAACAACUUGCACGAGCUCUGGUCACUUCUUAAUUUUUUGUUGCCAGAUGUCUUUAAUUCAGCAGAUGACUUUGAUUCAUGGUUUGAUACAAACAAUUGCCUUGGGGAUCAAAAGCUAGUUGAGAGGCUUCAUAUGGUUUUGCGUCCAUUCCUCCUUCGUCGAAUUAAAGCUGAUGUUGAAAAGAGUUUGCCUCCGAAGAAGGAAGUUAAAAUCUAUGUGGGUCUCAGCAAAAUGCAAAGGGAAUGGUAUACUCGGAUAUUAAUGAAGGAUAUAGAUAUAUUAAACUCUGCAGGGAAGAUGGACAAAAUGAGGUUAUUGAACAUCCUGAUGCAGUUGAGGAAAUGCUGUAAUCAUCCGUAUCUAUUUGAUGGAGCUGAACCUGGUCCGCCUUAUACAACAGAUAUGCAUCUAGUUACCAACAGUGGCAAAAUGGUGGUGUUAGACAAGCUGCUCCCUAAAUUAAAAGAACAAGGUUCACGAGUACUAAUCUUCAGUCAGAUGACAAGGGUAUUGGAUAUUUUGGAAGAUUAUUGCAUGUGGAGAAAUUAUGAGUACUGUAGAUUGGAUGGGCAGACACCCCAUGAUGAGAGACAAGAGUCCAUCAAUGCAUACAAUGAGCCAAACAGCACAAAGUUUGUUUUCAUGUUAAGCACACGUGCUGGUGGUCUUGGCAUUAAUCUUGCUACUGCUGAUGUAGUAAUUUUGUAUGAUUCAGAUUGGAAUCCCCAAGUAGAUCUCCAGGCUAUGGACCGAGCACAUAGAAUUGGACAAACCAAGACCGUUAGAGUGUUCCGCUUUAUAACUGAUAACACUGUGGAAGAAAGAAUAGUGGAACGUGCUGAGAUGAAACUCAGACUGGAUUCAAUAGUCAUUCAACAAGGAAGGCUUGUGGAUCAGAAUCUGAACAAAAUUGGGAAAGAUGAAAUGCUUCAAAUGAUUAGACAUGGGGCAACACAUGUAUUUGCUUCAAAAGAAAGUGAGAUUACUGAUGAGGAUAUUGAUGGUAUUUUGGAAAGAGGUGCAAAGAAGACUGCAGAGAUGAAUGAAAAGCUCUCCAAGAUGGGUGAAAGCUCACUUAGAAACUUUACAAUGGAUACAGAGUCAAGUGUUUAUAACUUUGAAGGAGAGGAUUAUAGAGAAAAACAAAAGAUUGCAUUCACAGAGUGGAUUGAGCCACCUAAACGAGAAAGAAAAGCCAACUAUGCUGUUGAUGCCUAUUUUAGGGAAGCUCUUCGUGUCAGUGAACCCAAAGCACCCAAGGCUCCUCGACCUCCAAAACAACCUAAUGUUCAGGAUUUCCAGUUCUUUCCUCCACGUUUAUUUGAAUUAUUGGAAAAAGAAAUUCUCUAUUACAGAAAAACUAUUGGGUACAAGGUGCCUCGAAAUCCUGACCUACCAAAUGCAGCACAGGCACAAAAAGAAGAACAGCUUAAAAUUGAUGAAGCUGAACCCCUUAAUGACGAAGAGUUAGAGGAAAAAGAGAAGCUUCUAACACAGGGAUUUACCAAUUGGAAUAAGAGAGAUUUUAAUCAGUUUAUCAAAGCUAAUGAGAAGUGGGGUCGUGAUGACAUUGAAAACAUAGCAAGGGAAGUAGAAGGAAAAACUCCGGAAGAAGUUAUUGAGUAUUCAGCUGUAUUCUGGGAAAGAUGCAAUGAACUCCAGGACAUAGAGAAGAUUAUGGCUCAGAUCGAAAGGGGAGAGGCAAGAAUUCAAAGAAGAAUUAGUAUCAAAAAAGCACUUGAUACGAAGAUUGGACGGUACAAAGCACCUUUUCAUCAGCUGAGAAUAUCAUAUGGUACUAACAAAGGGAAAAACUACACUGAAGAAGAGGAUCGUUUCCUAAUUUGUAUGCUUCACAAACUUGGAUUCGACAAAGAAAACGUUUAUGAUGAAUUACGACAGUGUAUUCGCAACUCUCCUCAGUUCAGAUUUGACUGGUUUCUUAAGUCCAGAACUGCAAUGGAGCUCCAGAGGAGGUGUAACACCUUAAUUACCUUGAUUGAAAGAGAAAACAUGGAACUAGAAGAAAAGGAGAAGGCAGAGAAAAAGAAGAGAGGACCAAAACCUUCGACACAGAAACGUAAAAUGGAUGGAGCACCUGAUGGUCGAGGAAGAAAAAAGAAGCUGAAACUAUGAAUACAUACUUGUUUCAUAAUCACUAACUUUAAACCAGUAGUUCUUUAAUUUACGGGUCUUCAUAAGAUGUACUGUACAAUGCUCAAUUGUUAUGUCAUUCAAAGACAUCAGGUUCAUCUGUUUACUGAGCUUAGAAACAUAGUAUGUAGUUUCACUUUUUUAAAUGCAACAGCUGUGCUGAAAUUUUUUUUAUCAUUAACACUUGAAGUAAUAAAACAGGCUUCAUUUAUUAA
Messenger RNA from Odobenus rosmarus divergens (Pacific walrus), 3862 nucleotides. It is a transcript of the gene SMARCA5, whose product is annotated as SWI/SNF related, matrix associated, actin dependent regulator of chromatin, subfamily a, member 5. The record is from RefSeq and is a predicted model, not a curated record. Bases 471 to 3629 code for a protein of 1052 amino acids. Gene Ontology annotation, cellular component: chromatin; nucleus. NCBI's taxonomy places the organism in Eukaryota, Metazoa, Chordata, Mammalia, Carnivora, Odobenidae. Gene Ontology annotation, molecular function: ATP-dependent chromatin remodeler activity; DNA binding; ATP hydrolysis activity. The transcript has 24 exons. Gene Ontology annotation, biological process: regulation of transcription by RNA polymerase II; nucleosome organization.